This is a messenger RNA of Euleptes europaea (tarantolino), 2281 nucleotides long. RefSeq names its product glutaminyl-tRNA amidotransferase subunit QRSL1 (gene QRSL1). Bases 1 to 2148 code for a protein of 715 amino acids. Gene Ontology annotation, biological process: mitochondrial translation; glutaminyl-tRNAGln biosynthesis via transamidation. Gene Ontology annotation, molecular function: glutaminyl-tRNA synthase (glutamine-hydrolyzing) activity. The record is from RefSeq and is a predicted model, not a curated record. Gene Ontology annotation, cellular component: mitochondrion; glutamyl-tRNA(Gln) amidotransferase complex. The transcript is spliced from 11 exons. Lineage: Eukaryota; Metazoa; Chordata; Lepidosauria; Squamata; Sphaerodactylidae.
AUGGCAGGCGACGAAGCCAGCCCCCCUCAGGAAGAGCCACCCCACAAUGGCCUACACUCCAAGGCCUGCCUCAGCCCUUUCCUCCCACCGACCCAGCCCGCCCUCACAGAAACCUGCCCCGAGUCUCCUUCAACCCAACUCCCUGCUUCGCCCAAUAAUUCAAUUUCCGCCCCCCCCCCGGAAGCACGGACUGCCGAGCCAAUAGGGACGCAGCGUCAUACCAGCCGUUUGAGGCUUGAGCCAAUAGGGACGCAGCGUCAUACCAGCCGUUUGAGGCUUGAGCCAAUAGGGACGCAGCGUCAUACCAGCCGUUGGAGGCUUGAGCCAAUAGGGACGCAGCGUCAUACCAGCCGUUUGAGGCUUGAGCCAAUAGGGACGCAGCGUCAUACCAGCCGUUUGAGGCUUGAGCCAAUAGGGACGCAGCGUCAUACCAGCCGUUGGAGGCUUGAGCCAAUAGGGACGCAGCGUCAUACCAGCCGUUGGAGGCUUGAGCCAAUAGGGACGCAGCAUCAUACCAGCCGUUGGAGGUUUGAGCCAAUAGGGACGCAGCGUCAUACCAGCCGUUUGAGGCUUGAGCCAAUUAGAGGCGGCGAUAUUUCUGUAGCAUUAAAAGAAGGCCAAGUGAGACCAGUAGAGCUCUGUCAGAAGUGUUUGGCCUUAAUCAAGGACACCAAAGUGCUUAAUGCUUAUAUCACUGUAACAGAGGACACAGCAUUAAAGCAGGCUGAAGCAUCUGAAAAAAGAUACAGAAAAGGUCAGAGGCUGGGAGAUUUAGAUGGAAUUCCUAUUGCAGUGAAAGACAACUUCAGUACAAUGGGUAUUGAAACAACAUGUGCAUCCAAUAUGUUAAAAGGUUAUGUACCCCCUUACAAUGCAACAGUAGUUCAGAAAUUGCUGGAUCAAGGAGCUAUACUUAUUGGGAAAACAAACCUAGAUGAAUUUGCUAUGGGGUCUGGAAGUACAGAUGGGGCGUUUGGACCGGUGAGGAACCCCUGGAGUUAUUCACGGCAAUACAGAGAAAAGUGCAGGCGAAACUCCAGCCUGCAGGAUGAAGAGCUCAGCUGGCUGAUAACAGGCGGGAGCUCUGGAGGCAGUGCAGCUGCAGUGUCAUCUUCCACAUGCUUUGCGGCACUGGGAUCUGAUAGUGGGGGGUCAACCAGGAAUCCAGCCUCUCUCUGUGGAGUUGUUGGUUUGAAGCCAACAUAUGGCUUAAUUUCCCGUCAUGGCCUCAUUCCACUUGUGAAUUCUAUGGAUGUGCCAGGCAUUUUGACAAGAUGUGUGGAUGAUGCAGCGACUAUGUUGGGAGUACUUGGUGGACAUGAUCCAAAAGACUCAACGACGGUACAGGACCCCUUUCAUCCAUUCCAGCUACCCAGUAUUACAGAUACAAGUCAUCUCUGCAUAGGCAUACCAAAGGAAUACAAUGCGCCAGAAUUGUCAAGUGAAACGCUGGCAGUGUGGUCCAAGGCAGCCGACCUCUUUGAGAAAGCAGGCGCCAAAGUGGUUGAAGUGAGUCUGCCCCACACUUGUUACUCAAUUGUCUGUUACCAUGUCCUGUGCGCAGCUGAAGUAGCAUCAAACAUGGCCCGAUUUGAUGGUCUGGAGUAUGGGCAUCGCAGCCGUGCUGACAAGUCCACCGAAGCCUUGUAUGCAGCAACGCGCCGGGAAGGCUUUAAUGAUGUUGUAAGGGGACGAAUUCUGUCGGGAAACUAUUUCUUGCUAAAACAGAAUUACGAGACCUAUUUCAUUAAAGCCCAGAAAGUGAGAAGACUCAUUGCUGCUGAUUUUGCAAAAGUCUUCAGUUCCGGUGUUGACAUUCUGCUCACUCCAACUACUCUCAGCCACAGUGUGCCAUAUGUAGAGUUCAUCAAAGAAGAUAAUAGAACCCGCAGCGCCCAGGAUGACCUUUUCACUCAGGCUGCUAACAUGGCUGGGCUACCAGCUGUAAGCGUUCCUUCAGCCCUCUCUGAGGGAGGCUUGCCACUCGGGCUGCAGUUUAUUGGCCGUGCAUUCUGUGAGCUGCAGCUUCUCACUGUAGCUAAGUGGUUUGAAGAGCAAGUCCAGUUCCCGGCGAUUCAGCUACAGGAACAGAUAAUGGAACAGGUUGAUGCUGUCUCUCAAGAGGAGAAAUCAGCAUCUUUCCCCUGAUCUAAGACUGGAAAUGAUUAACUAUACAGAUUCUGAAGCAGCCUACAUCUGUGUUCAAAGAUUCAAGAAUACAAUUUCUAUAUGAAAAAGGCUCUGAUUCAAGAAGCAAAUACAUUAGAAUGGAAUACAAAGA